AUGUAUCCUCCUACAGGUCCACCUCAUCCCCCAUCGCAUAAUCACCAAGAAGAAUUUGAGGAAUAUCCAUUAAAUAACAGCAACUUUGUCGAACGUAGGCCUUUUCAGUCACCCUUUUCUGAUCCAUACCCUCUAGAACACUCGUACACUGUAGAGGCUCACGAACCACCGAUGCCAAUCUAUGAUAACCAACCUCUUUUAAACAGCAAUGCUAUGCCAAUGCCGUAUCCUGAGAUUGCCAAUGAUGAACCUGUCAAACCAGAGGUAUAUAGCGAGCAAAUCGAGAAUGCAACACCGACGUAUUUUACUGGAGCACCCAGACGCCAACCUCGUCGUUAUAAAACCAUAAGACAAGUUAAACUGACUCGAGGUAACCUGGUUCUUGAUUGUCCUGUACCAACAAGAUAUAUUUCAAGCGUACCAAUAAAAGACGGUAAAGAAUUCACGCACAUGAGAUAUACUGCGGCCACUUGCGACCCCAAGGAUUUCGCAAGCGAAGGCUAUACAUUGCGCCAACAGUUGAUUGGUAGAGAAACUGAAUUGUUUAUCGUUUUAACUAUGUAUAAUGAAGACGAAGUUUUAUUUGCACGCACCAUGCAUGGCGUCAUGAAGAACAUUUCUCAUUUAUGCACUCGUGAUAGAUCUCGUACAUGGGGACCCGAAGGUUGGACGAAAGUAACAGUAUGCAUUGUUUCUGAUGGACGUAACAAGAUCCAUCCAAAAACACUAUCGCUACUUGCAACUUUAGGCGUCUAUCAAGAUGGUGUGGCUAAAAAUGUGGUCGGGGAUAAGCCUGUCACUGCACAUAUUUAUGAGUACACGACACAAUUAUCCGUAGAUCCCAAAAUGAAUUUUAAAGGUGCCAGCAAAGGUAUGGUGCCAUGUCAAAUUAUAUUUUGCCUCAAGGAAAAAAAUCAAAAAAAGAUAAACUCGCACAGAUGGUUCUUUCAAGCCUUUGGUCCUUUGAUAAAUCCCAAUGUCUGUAUUUUACUCGAUGUGGGCACAAGACCGGGAAACACAUCUUUAUACCAUUUAUGGAAAUCCUUUGAUAUCAAUUCAAACAUUGCAGGUGCUUGUGGCGAGAUUCGAACAAUGACAGGAAAAUUUGGUACGGCUCUUUUAAAUCCGCUGGUGGCGGCCCAAAACUUUGAAUACAAAAUGUCGAAUAUUCUGGAUAAACCACUUGAAUCUGUUUUUGGGUAUAUUUCUGUUUUACCAGGAGCAUUCUCUGCUUAUCGAUUUAGGGCCCUUCAAAAUGAUGCGGAGGGUCAUGGUCCUCUCGAAAAGUAUUUUAUGGGUGAAACACAACAUGGCGGUGAUGCAGAUAUCUUUACAGCAAAUAUGUAUCUUGCUGAGGAUCGUAUUUUGUGUUAUGAGCUGGUGGCAAAAAAGAAUGCGAAUUGGGUGCUUCAUUAUGUAUCGGGUGCUUACGGCGAAACAGACGUACCUGAUAAGGUUGACGAGUUCAUAUCUCAAAGGAGACGCUGGUUAAAUGGUUCUUUCUUUGCUGGUGUUUAUUCCCUUUGGCAUUGGCGUAAAGUCUGGAGAUCUGACCAUUCUCUCUUGAGAAAAUUAUUUUUUCUGAUUGAAAAUAUAUACACUGCUUAUAACAUGUUUUUUGCAUGGUUCGCACUGGGCAACUUUUAUUUAACUUUUUUCAUUUUAACUCAAGCUCUAGGUGAGGAUAGUCUUGAGCCUAAACCUUUUCCAGCAGAAGUAGCAGAUAUUGUUCAUACGGUGCUCAACUAUAUUUAUGUUGUGCUGAUCAUUGUUCAAUUCAUUAUGGCUCUAGGCAACAGACCCCAAGGAUCUAAAAUUGCUUACACAUGCAGUAUGGUUUUCUUUGCUCUUUUGAUGGUAUAUAUGAUGUUUGCUACGAUCUGGAUAACUGCAGUUGGAAUACAAGCCGUGGCUGAAGAUAGUGGAGAUCAAAUAAUGACCAUGCUAGGACAGUCUACAUUUAGAAAUAUCAUCAUUUCGGUAUGCUCAACCUACGCCCUUUACUUGGUUUCGAGUAUAUUGUUUUUGGAUCCUUGGCACAUGUUUACUAGUUUCCUACAAUAUAUCUUUUUAGCACCAAGUUAUACAAAUGUUCUUAAUGUAUAUGCAUUCUGUAACACACACGAUGUUUCAUGGGGUACGAAAGGUGAUAAUACAGUGGCCACAGAUUUAGGUGUUGUGAAACAAAAAAAAGACUCUGAAACUGGAGAAUACACGGUUGAGGUUGAACUUCCAACGGAACAGAAAGAUUUAAAUGAAAUUUACGAAGAAGCUUGUUUGGAUCUAAGCAAAGAAGCUAUUCCAGAUAAACAACAUCGAGAUGCGAAAACCAAACAGGAAGAUUAUUACCGAGCCUUCCGUACCAGAUUAGUACUUUCCUGGAUUAUAUCAAACCUGGUUCUUGUGGUUAUUAUAACAAACGCUACAACAUUUGAUUGGAUCGGUACCUUUGAAGCAAGAAGUACAGCUUACCUCGGAUUUAUUUUGUGGUCUGUUGCAGGGUUAGCUGCAAUUCGAUUUUUUGGGUCUACAUUAUAUCUUAUACUUCGUAUAUUUAGUGGAUAA
Messenger RNA from Mucor mucedo, 2565 nucleotides. Its product is annotated as chitin synthase 1. The record is from RefSeq and is a predicted model, not a curated record. Gene Ontology annotation, molecular function: chitin synthase activity. The transcript has 5 exons. NCBI's taxonomy places the organism in Eukaryota, Fungi, Mucoromycota, Mucoromycetes, Mucorales, Mucoraceae. Gene Ontology annotation, cellular component: cell septum; cell periphery. The coding region runs from base 1 to 2565 and encodes 854 amino acids.